CUGUCUCUCCGGGAGAAGGAAGGAUGCGGAUGGAAGGACGGGGGAGGGAAGGGAUGAAGGGAAACGCCACCAGGAGCGAGCGCAGGAUAUGAGAACACGGCAGCCACAAGGUCGAAUAUGAGAGAUUGGUCGAACGGGGCACUUUGCGUGGCGAUAGCUGGUCGGCAAUAGUACUAUGAUUUGGUAUGUGGCCACUCUGAUAGCAAGUGUAUUCAGCACCAGAGGAACGGCCGCUCAAGGUGCCCACGGAGUGAGAGAGGAACCCCGGUUUGUGACGGCACGCGCCGGCGAGAGCGUGAUCCUGGGGUGUGACGUGUCCCCUCCCCUGGAUGGCCAGCAGCCUCCCUAUGUGGUGGAGUGGUUCAAGUUCGGAGUGCCUAUACCCUUCUUCAUCAACUUCCGCUUCUACCCUCCUCAUGUGGACCCGGAGUAUACUGGAAGAGCCUCUCUGCACGGGAAGGCGUCCCUGCAGAUUGAUCCGGUUCGCUCAGAGGACCAGGGCUGGUACGAGUGCAGGAUCCUGAUGUUGGAGCAGCAGUACGACACGUUCCACAACGGCAGUUGGGUCCACCUGACGGUCAACGCUCCGCCCUCUUUCAUAUCGACACCGCCGCAGUAUGUGGAGGCAAAGGAAGGGGGCAGCACUCUCCUCAGCUGCUCGGCCCAGGGAAAUCCCAAACCAAUGAUCGGCUGGCUGAGGGAGGGGGAGGAGCUGGCAACCAACGCCAAAUAUUCGGUUCACGAUGGCAGUCUCACAAUCCUUGGCAUCACCAGAGAUGACCGAGGGGCGUACACAUGUAGAGCCUACAGCGACCAGGGGGAGGUGCUGCACACGACCCGUCUGCUGGUCCAAGGGCCUCCGUACAUCGUCUCACCACCGGAGAAUGUCACUGUAAACAUUUCCCAGAAUGCACUCUUCACCUGCCAAGCGGAGGCGUAUCCUGGCAACUUGACCUACACCUGGUUUUUGGAGGAGGAGAAUGUCUACUUCAAGAACGAUCUGAAACUCCGCGUGCGCAUCCUCAUCGACGGCACCCUCAUCAUCUUUCGGGUCAAGCCAGAGGACGCCGGGAAGUACACCUGCAGUCCGAGCAACAGUCUGGGUAUCUCGCCCUCAGCAUCAGCGUACCUGACUGUUCAGUACCCCGCCCGAGUGAUCAACAUGCCCCCGAUCAUUUACGUCCCUCGCAAACUGCCAGGCAUCAUCCGCUGCCCUGUGGACGCCAACCCACCUGUGACAUCGGUGAAGUGGGAGAAAGAUGGCUACCCCCUCAGAGUGGAGAAGUACCCUGGCUGGAGCCUGAUGCCAGACGGAAGCAUCCGAGUUGCAGAGGCCACAGAGGACUCCCUGGGCACCUACACCUGCGUGCCUUACAACGCCCUUGGUACCAUGGGCAUGUCCCCCCCUGCCAAUCUGGUGCUAAAGGAUCCCCCUUACUUUAAUGUGAGGCCUGGGGGGGAGUACCGUCAGGAGGCAGGGAGAGAACUAGUAAUCCCUUGUGCUGCUUCUGGAGACCCUGAUAUACCAACCAUCACCUGGAGAAAGGUGGGGAAGCCAAGCAGGAGCAAACACAACAUCCUGCCUAGUGGCAGCCUACAGUUUCUGUCGCUCAGCAAGGAGGACCACGGGGAGUGGGAGUGUGUCGCCACCAACGUGGUCACAAGCAUCACUGCCAGCACGCGCAUCCUCGUCAUCGGCACCAGCCCACACGCUCCUGGCAAUAUCCAUGUACUGGCCUCAACAACCUCCGCUAAUGUGUCCUGGGAACCGGGUUACGACGGCGGAUUCGAACAGACCUUCUCUGUGUGGUACGGUCCAGUGUCAAAGAGAACAGACUUCGGUCCACAUGACUGGCACUCGAUGCCAGUCUCUGGUGCUCUGACUUGGUUAGUGGUGCCAGGGCUGGAGCCGGGCACGGAGUACCAGUUCAGCGUGCUGGCUCAGAACAAACUGGGCACCGGCCCAUUUAGUGAAGUUGUGACAGUCACCAUGGCAGGCUCUCCUCUGGGUACCCCAGAACCACUGGUGCUUCUUACUCCACCACGGUGCCUCACAGCUAAUCGCACGCAGCACGGUGUCCUCCUCACUUGGCUCCCUCCCGCCAACCACUCGUCGCCCAUCAACCGUUACAUCAUGGAGUUCCGCCUGGGCGAACGGUGGGAAGUUCUGGAUGACCUGAUCCCAUCAACCGAGACGGAGCUCAUCGCCAGAGACCUUGUGCAGGAGUCCUGGUAUGAGUUUCGAGUCAUGGCAGUCAUGGAAGACCUGAUCAGUGAGAGCAGUAACGUGGUCGGAGUGUCCAGUACAGACCCCUUCCCUGUGGUGGCUGAGGAGGGGCUAGCGCGGCCAGUGGUGGCGGGCGUCGUGGCGACCAUAUGCUUUCUGGCAGCAGCAGUUCUGUUCAGCACUCUCGCAGCUUGCUUCGUCAAUAAGCAACAUCGUCGCAAACUCAAGCGCAAACCAGAUCCACCUUUGUCAGUGACACACUUCAGGAAAAGCAUAGAAUCACCGCUAUCUUCAGGGAAGAUAAGUCCAGAGAGCUCCCCUCCAUCAAGGCCCCGUUCUCUUUCUUCAGAGGGAUCUCAUGGUCCAGGACUGUACGUCAGAAAGCUGCCGAGCCCUCAGCGAGACAAGGACAAAGAGCUCUCCUUCUACAAGAAAACCAAGCGUGCCAUAGCCAGCAAAAAGUACAGCGUGUCCAAGCAUGAGGCCGAGGUCACCACACCUAUUGAGCUCAUAUGCCGAGGCCCUGAUGGCCGUUUCGUUAUGGAGACCAGCCCACCACACCGCAGAAUCCAGGGCUUUCCCUUUGCCGAGGAGUCUGACAUGUACCCUGAGUUCCGGCAGUCAGAUGAAGAGAAUGAUUUUGAUCCUGGGCCUCUGCCGCCAAUCAUGCCCACUCUCCGGCCCCAGCUGUCCCCAACGUCCUCAAGCCUGGAGUCAACACAGCCCCCCACCUACAGCCCCCGUCUACACAGACCCAUGGAAGGUAUGAGCUUUGCAGAGGGCAGUGUACUUCACGCCUCAGGGCAGGCCCCGUCUGCCCGCUAUAGGGGCUUUCCGCAGGGCCCGUUCUAUGGGUAUUUAGGUAGUCGCACAGAAUCAGGGAUUCCGCCACCAUUCUACAUGCCUGACGUCAGCCCCCAUAGCUCAGCCCUGUCCUCCCCACCAGGCACUGCCGAGGGUCCCUUUGGCUACCCCUCCAUCCCUGAAGAGAGUGGAGAGCUGGAUCAUCACCAGUACACAGCCUCUGGGCAUUCUCUGUCUCACACACACAGUCCGCCGCGAUCCCCGGAGAGCUGGCAGCCCCACGAGUUACCUUUUUUAAGCUUAGAGGGUCCUCGGUUCAUAUACCCCCCACACCAUCCCUUACACACCCGUGAUUUGUCUGAAGCAGCCGCGUACACUUCGCAUUCCCUCCCCCCAAGUCGCCUGCACCUCCCUCCCCUGCAGGAUCCAACAAGCCCUAGACUCCUACAGCUGGAGGUCCCUGUGGCUCCACCAGGUAGAGACAGGCCCCUGGGGCCUCCGGUUAGGCGUUUAGCUAUGCAACAGGCCCAGAGUCUUGGCCAGCUCAGACACACGGCCCACGGUGUGGGUGUACCAGUGUUGCCUUACCCUGACCCGGCAGCCCGUGCAGGGAGCCCAAGCACAGCCCCCAGUAGUAGCCCGCAGUCUUGGCUCAGCCCAAGAGCCGGGCGUCGGGCAGACCCCAGCCUACCCCCUUUAGUACUUCAGCCCUCUCGCCUCUCCCCUCUCUCCCAAAGCCCCCUAAGCACCCAGCCAGGUUCCCCUGAUAUUUUAGUACGGCCUCCUCCACGGCCUGGCAUCUUGCGUACAUCGCGGUCAUUGGAAAUGCCAGAGCUCACCCUGCAGCCCUCGGCCACCGUCAGCUUCUCCAGGAGGUCGUCGCUGACCGCCUCACCCACUCAAAGCCAGAGCACCAAGCAACCCAGUCCCAGUUACCAUGCCCACAUGUCCUAUGCCUCCACGGCAGCCAGUUACCCCUCACAGUCCCCAUCUCCCCCUGCAGAGGGUCGGGAUGUUUUUGGGCAAAGGCCAUCCCAGAGAAGGACAGAGGAGGAGAUGCUUCCCUCAGAGCCCUCACAGCUCCAGAUGUCAGCUUCAGGGGAACCUCUAGGUGCGUCUGGUGAUCCUGCCGGGUCUGAGAGUUUACCGGCGCUGCUGCAACACUGUAUCGCGAAAGCCAAGGGAGCGGCUGCCAACAACAAUAACAACAGCGCCUUCGGAAGGAGGACCGGCGUGUGUCCACCUCAGACCCAGCAGCAACCUCAGACGCCCCGGGAGGGAGAAGCCUUCCACCGAAAGAGGAAAAAACAAAACAAGAAGAACCCUUAUCUCUAUCUGACUGCGCUCCUGCAGCGUAGACACUCUGAGGAAGACCAGACAGUCAUACUGACCGGCGCAGAGGCGGAAGGUCCAAACUACGGGACUCUACGCUGACCCGCUCGGAGCUCGCUCGGCCACUGGACUCCACUGACCUCUGCGCUUCAUCCUUAGCUCAAUAAGUUUGUCAUGUUGGGGCGACACCUACAACACCAACCUUGGCGCCCGCAAAAUGCUCUUCUUGAGACGAACAAUGUUUCCGAGGAAUCUGACUUGAAAACGCUCUGAACAUAUAAAGUGUAUAUAACUAGUAAAACAAGGGAAUUCAGCUUCUUCCUACAGUAAUAACAGCGUGUUGUUUGAGUACACCUUGACGAUUUUUCACUCACUGGUCAUGGGCAAAGGGGCACGGGGUCCAUGUCUUUAGGUUUUUACAGCGUACUGUUAAGCCCGGUGCGUCCUCGAGCGGGGACACCACUCUACCUUUCCUACAACACAACUAGCGUCCGUAUAUCAACACAGGGUUCUUACCACCAAAUAUACCUCAAAGUUAACGCAGAGUUGCUGUAGUUCUUGUGGUAUACUUGACCUUUUUAGACAUGGAGCAAAAGGUUUGUAUCAUUUCAAACAAUAUAUAUAUGGCCUGACUGGUUUUAUCUCUCAGUAACAGCUCCGUUUAAUUUGAUGUGCCGACCAGUAGAGGACCGUCUUAACUCUCGCGCUUGACGGCUCAUUGACGCACCGUUUUAUAGCCUUCGAGAGAAUAUUUCGGGAAGCGAAUAUCGAUAGCGGAUGGACUCGCGUAGGGUUAGAACAGGGUGAUGACGAAUUGUAAGUGUACAAUGUGAUGUAUUUCAUUAUUAAGGAAUCAUUUGUGAAGUGUGGCACGUCUGGAGGUGCCUUUUUGCCUUUUCUCUCUGGUUUCUAACAUAACUGCCUUUUUCUUCGCCUUCUCAUAUCCGUCGUUUUGGGGAGUGGAAGUGCGCCCCCCAUAUUUUGCUUUCGCUUUCUCUGCCAAGAACGCUUAAGAGAGAAAGUUUUUUGUUUUUUUUUACAUUUAUAUUUACCUGCUUGAGCUUUGUAAAUAUGAUAUAAACAGAACUCCCUAAAAACACUGCUGGGUGGAGAUUUAGAAAAGGCAAGAAAACACGUGACGGAAGUGUAAAAGUGCAGCAGCUGCCCAGGCGACGUCGAACAACACAUGCAAAACAAACAAUAGCCACCGUGACUGUUUCACAUUUGUAUAUUAAUUGCUAGCUCUGUGUUCUUCUGUUGUUUAUCCACACUAACCGAUAUUGAAUGUAUGUUUUUGCUCAACAGGAGAUGAAUGUUCCAAUGUCGCAGUGCAUUGAAUGACUGUUGGCACAUUAAGUCUGAGCUGGUUGACUUCCUGUACUUAUUUUACAAAGGAACAGCCUCACACGCAUGAGCCAAGCUCUUUCAAAACAACAACAACAACAACACACGUUUGUCUUUAGUUCUGGAAGCUAGUGCAAUCACUCAAACACACAAUGCUGCGUUCCAUUUGUGCUCCCGGAAACUGAAUCGGAACUGUAACCCAAAACUCCUCUCUAAGAUCUAAUGGGCUUGACCCACAUUGGAGACUCACCCUCUGAGUAUUACGGGCCACUUGCCCUAUUUCCAUUUCAAAUAAACCGACGGCUAGAAGAUAAUUCCUAGCCGGUCUGUUCAGGGGAGUUACGGCGGGUGGUCAGUGAAACGGGAAUCGGCUCCACUUCAGCCACUAGUGGGGAAAGUUUUUAAACUAGGCCGCGUCAUAUGUGCCGAACUCACGGUUUAUUUAACGCAGAUUAUUAUUCAUUUAAAAAAAAAAUGUCAGUUGAGGCCAACAUUUUGAAAACACAUUUGUCUUCCACCUGAAAUACUUUCACAUUUCGUUUGACUCUCCUGAUUUGUAUACUUGAUCGUAUUUAUUUAACUGUGGAGGAAACCCCACGUGCAGUAAUAUGGCUACCUAGUUAGCAACAGGGCUGCUCCUGAACUCACCCACUUAUUUUUAUUUAUUUUAUUUAGUGUUGCUUUAUUGGUCGCCAUUUCAUAUUUAGCAUGUCAGGACUAGGGCAGCAGGCCGGAGUAGUAGUUGGCAUAACAACAAGGAGGAUCAGGGUUCAAACCCAACUUGAGGCAUCCCUGGGUUUUAACCAAAACUGGGUCUUUUCUCUUGUGUAUUUGCUCCUCAUGAUCGAACCACCUGCAAGUGUGAGCGGUUCGUGCCCCAAGUGUCCUGAGUACACAACAGUUCCCCUCAUCCUCUUAAGUUUUCUAAGUUAAAGAAUGUUGUUGCUAAAUAAGACUUCAGUGGCUGAUCCGAGAUUUUCAGUCAAUCCUCUUUGAAACAAGGGCAUGUGUUUACUUUACAACCUUUAUAAUAAAUUAUUGGACUCCAUGUUAUGUCUUUGGAAAUAACUCAGAUGAAAAAUUCUUUAUCAUCUUGACUUAUAAGUCGCUUUUCGCAUCAGACCUUUCGACCUGAAAUUCCUCUCUUUAGCAAAAUGGCUUCCAAGAAUAUUGAGAUUAUAUUUGUUUAUUAUUGACAAUGAUUGUUGCACCCACAAAUUCAGUCUCGAGGCGACGUCGGUGACAAACGGAACGCAGCAUGAAGCCUCCUGCUCCAAAUUUCCCCCGAAACUGAAUCAACUCCGCUUGAAUUUCCUUUGACACAUGCGAAAGUUCUAAAUGCCUGAAAGUGCAUAUUUACACAAAUUGAUGUAAGAUACGAAGGAAUGAGGAGUGAAAAAAAAAGAAUCUAUAUUUGUUAUGUACUGUACAUGGUGUGUAUUGUAUUUGUAAAGGGGAACAACAUUUUACAGGAAGACGCUCCUGUCUGAGGAUGUAUAAAAAGAUAGGGGAUCCCAAGGAUAAAAGAAUUAGAUUCUAUAUCAAAGUAUUUGCUUACUGUGUGGCUUUAAGUGAACAAUGUUUUUAAAACACUUUAAGGUGCCUCAUUUGUCAUACUUUAGCUGACCUUAUUUUACCUGAGAAGAAAUGUUAAUGUUAGUACAGUACAAUGUAUUCUUGCCAUAGCCCGCUGGCUGCACAAGUAGUAUUUUCUCUGAUGUAUAUUUACGUGAAUGCCCAUUGGACAAAGCUUUAGAAGCAGAAGUGUGUCGCCCUCUCUCAUAUUUCCGGGGGAUAAAAGUGUAUUUUGCUGUUCAUGAGCACACGUGUAGACUCCAGAUCUUCGAAGCAAAUAGACUGAAGGAAAACUUUUUCUACCGACAAACUAUAGUCAUGUAUGUACUGUGGAGGAAAAAUUGUGUUUACAAUAGUUUGACAACGACCAGUGUGUUAGGGCAUAGUCGCUUCGAGAGUUACGACUUGGUGCUAUGUUUAACUUUGUGGUGCUGUAGAAGUAGAAGUCUCAAGACCCUUCUGUUGUUUUCUACUACGACCAACUGUGUCUGGAGUGCAGACCAUACACUACACGAUGCUGACGCAAAUGAGUUUGUCAGUCUUAAGAGGGAGUAAGUUAGACCUUGAAGUUGGCGGUUGUACAGCUGAAGCGGGUCACGAGUCAGCAUCACCAAGUCCUUCUUUAGACAGACAACCUCUCAUACCUCUUACAAUCAAUUAUAUUUUUACCAGUUUUUUUUUACUUUCAUUUAGAGUGUGUGUCAGACUCAAGGUCAGAGAGCCAAAUCUGGCCCACGAAAUCACUAGAAUUAGAAUAUUUAAGCAGUUCAACAUGACACACAACAGUAGAUGACGUCAAAAUAUUGACGCCUCAGCUGCUUUUAUCUCUUCAGGCAGACUGUUUCAAAGUCCAGGCAACUUGUAGGGACCCACUGAGGAUCUCACUUUAUGAGUUGGCUCUUACAUGGGCAAUAUUUUGUCCUUAUUUUUGAAUCAAAAGUUGUAAACAAACCAGUUAAAAGCCAGUCAAAGUGCGGAGUUUUAGGCCAGUUGGAGUGAUUUUGGUGUCAGUUGUUGGUAAACAAGGAUGAGGUUUAUGUACUUUAUUGUUAAAGUCAGACAUGAGUUUGUGAACUUCGGCCUCCUUGAAUGAAAACCCUGACUGAUUUGUAACAGGACUGAAAUCUCAUCUGGGAUGGCUUCAAAUUUCACCUAUUAAGUGGAUAGAUAGAUGGACAGAUAGACAGACAGACAGACAGACAGACAGACAGACAGAUAGAUAGAUAGAUAGAUAGAAAGACAGACAGACAGACAGACAGACAGAUAGAUAGAUAGAUAGAUAGAUAGAUAGAUAGAUAGAUAGACAGACAGACAGGUAGAUAGAUAGAUAGACAGACAGACAGACAGACAGACAGACAGACAGACAGGUAGAUAGAUAGAUAGAUAGAAAGACAGACAGACAGACAGAUAGAUAGAUAGAUAGAUAGACAGACAGACAGACAGGUAGGUAGAUAGAUAGAUAGAUAGAUAGAUAGAUAGAUAGAUAGAUAGAUAGACAGACAGACAGACAGACAGGUAGGUAGAUAGAUAGAUAGAUAGAUAGACAGACAGACAGACAGACAGAUAGAGAGAUAGACAGACAGACAGAUAGAUAGAUAGAUAGAUAGAUAGAUAGAUAGAUAGAUUCACAAUCACAUUGAUAAAUGUUCUAAAAAAAUUCCAACAGAAAUCCUUCAUUAUUUAGAUAAAAUAACAAGAGCAUGAAGCUGUUGCCUCCAACUUUCAUAAUAUUAUUUUUACUCUGGUCAAAAUGGUUAAAAGUGGAAGUGACUUUUCUCAUUAAAUCUCUGUUUAGAAGCCGUGAAGAAGGUUUCUUGUUAAAUCUUAAGACUGACAACUCGAGGCGAACGCCAUUAUUUGGCUUGCUGAACUGAUUGUGAUCAGAUCUUGCCAAACAGAUACGGAUUAUGACAAAAAACGUCAUUCAAACAGCACUAAAUGAACUUCACAUAAGUGUAUAUCUGCUGUAAGAUGAACCCAUAUGCUGUAUUUCCAGCUAUUUUCCAAACACUCAUCGUAAAACAUUUGUUCAGUUGUCCUUUAUUUGGGUUGGCUUGAGCGGCGUUUUCUGAGACCUAAGUAAGUAAGUUCCUGUGAUGUGAUUUAAGUUAUCUCACAUGGAAACCACAAGGAUGUUUAAAGUAAUGAGAGGGAAAGUGAAAACGAAUCUUCUCGUGUGCGAUCUGAUCAUCAAUCUCCCAUUAUAAAGAGUCCACGUUCUGACUUUAAAGUCGUGCAGUGUAUGGAAGGCAGAACCAGCUAGUUCUUAACCUUAACAGUAUCAUGGUGUGAUGACCGUAGACACAAUACUGGAACAUAGUCGUAUAUCCUCCAAUAAUAACACUUGUGAAAUGAACUCCAAUGACCUGUUUCUGUAGUGUGUUUGCAAUGUCUGUCCGUGCUUCCAAGGUACCCUCUCUAAAGUAUAUUUGUGAGUAUAACCCAGCCUAAAAGAAGAAACAUAACCAGAGUUUAGAUUAGCGCGCACCACAGGGAACUCGGAGGGACUCGGAGAGCAUCGUGGAGAGAGAUCUUUUUAUACACACUUCCUGUACCGUUUGUUUACUUUGGGGUUUUUUUUUUUUUUUUGGGUUGACAGCACUGUUUUUCAAGCACACUACUGCAGGGGCGUAGCCGUCAUCACCCAUCCUACUAGUACUGUACAGCGUCACCAGAUUUCUAUUUGGUCUUUUCGGGAAAGCUCAUGCAUCCUCUCCUUGGAGUAGCGGUCGUCUUCCGGGCUGUUUUUUCUUACUCAUAUUCAACAUGUACAGUGUUAAAACGAGGGCUGCUUUGGACGUACUGUUAGCUCUUUCUUUCAUAUUGCUCUCUGAUUUAUCAGCUUACAGCUUUUAGUGCAUCACUAGGUGCUGGUAGAAUGAUUUUUUUUUUAAAUGUAUUAUUCUUGCAUGUAGAGACAAUGCAAAAAGAAGAAAAAGAAAAAAAAGCCUAUUUAGCAAUCAUUCAUGUACAUCCGAGCUGGUUGUUACUGAACAGAAGCGAUGUAGUAUUUUCUAUAUUCUCUGUUUUUUCAUGUGUACCAGCACUGAGAAACUAGAAUGUAUUAUUAUGAUUAUGAAUAUUACGAUAGUAGUACAAUAAGCACUACGUUCUUGACUGUUUUAGCUACCCAAGCGAACCACGUCGUGCUUCGAGGAAGAAAACGUACAUUUCAUUUUCAUCCACGGAACUCUGUGCUGUCCAUGUUUACAUUCUGUCUGCUUUCUCUGAAUUCUGCGGCCAUUUGUAAAUAACCCGACGUUUCUGUUUUUACACUUUGGUUGGGUCACAUCAGAUAUUAAGCUAACUUAUUUUGUAAGCAAUUAACUCAUACUGUAUGGUGCUGUACCAAAGCCUUAUGUACAAUAUUUGUAUUUCUUUCUUUUGGAUUUUGCGUUGCCACUGAACUCUCUGUAAAGUCUGAGGUCAUGUCUUAUUCGCACUUCAUGUUUAACUGCCAUGGGAUCUUGUUUGUUUUAUAAACCUGACUUUAAUGUUAAAAGAAAAACCUCUCUGGCCUGGCACCAACCGGCCUGGAUGUAAUGACAGCAGUCUUAAGGGAAAACGCACAGGCUCUCAUCGUGACGUAGACAUGGCCCCAGCACAUGAUCUAUGCUCGGUCCGUGAGGAUACGGAAGCAGUGUUGUGUUCAUGUCACCAUAUCAUUUCAAAUGCUUAGUCCCAUACGGAA
Molecule: messenger RNA, 10973 nt
Organism: Synchiropus splendidus (mandarinfish)
Lineage: Eukaryota; Metazoa; Chordata; Actinopteri; Syngnathiformes; Callionymidae
Gene: igsf9ba
Product: immunoglobulin superfamily, member 9Ba
Exons: 20
Coding region: 176-4465 (1429 amino acids)
Biological process (GO): cell-cell adhesion
Molecular function (GO): protein binding
Source: RefSeq, a predicted model, not a curated record